Manis pentadactyla (Chinese pangolin) is the source of this 3487-nucleotide messenger RNA. RefSeq names its product protocadherin beta 1 (gene PCDHB1). Gene Ontology annotation, biological process: homophilic cell-cell adhesion. The record is from RefSeq and is a predicted model, not a curated record. Gene Ontology annotation, cellular component: plasma membrane. Bases 122 to 2578 code for a protein of 818 amino acids. Gene Ontology annotation, molecular function: calcium ion binding. Lineage: Eukaryota; Metazoa; Chordata; Mammalia; Pholidota; Manidae. The transcript has a single exon.
CCGCUAGCCAUUGGCGGCGCUGCGGUGAGAGGCUCCAAAGCCGACAGCAGCCCUGGGCGGAAAGUGAAAGUAUAUCCUCAACAGGUUGGCGGCUGCUGCAGGAGCGCGCUUGUGAGAACGGAUGGCGGUUGCGCGCAGAAAACUCUUGCAAAGCAGGCAGGUGAGGGCUCUCCUUCUGUUUCUGUGCCUAUCUGUGGGGGGUGCGGCAACCAUCCGCUAUUCCGUGGCGGAGGAGAUGGAGAGCGGUUCGUUUGUGGCUAAUGUGGCUAAGGACCUCGGGCUGGAGGUAGGGAAGCUGGCAGCGCGCGGGGCGCGGCUCGUUUCCGAGGGCAACAAACUACAUUUCCGGCUCCACCGCAAGACCGGGGAUCUGUUCGUGAAGGAGAAACUGGAUCGGGAGUCUCUUUGUGGCAAAGCCGACCCGUGCGUUCUGCACUUUGAAAUAGUGCUGGUGGAGCCGCUGCAGUCCUUUCGUGCGGAGGUCAGGGUAUUCGAUAUCAAUGACAAUGCCCCGGUUUUCCUAAACAAGGAGCCACUUUUAAAGAUUCCGGAGAGCACUCCCCUGGGUUCACGUUUUCCUCUGCAGAGCGCCCAGGAUCUGGACGUGGGUCUCAACGGCCUCCAAAACUACAGCUUGAGCGCCAACGCGUAUUUCCACUUGCACACCCGCUUCCGCAGCCACGGGCCCAAAUAUGCAGAGCUCGUGCUGGAUAAACCCCUGGACAGAGAGGGGCAGCCCGAAGUCAACUUGACAAUUACAGCGGUGGAUGGCGGGUCCCCGCCCAAGUCUGGCACCGCCCACAUCCGCGUGGAGGUUCUGGAUGUCAACGACCACGUGCCCCAGUUCUCCCGGUUGGUGUACCGCGCUCAGGUACCCGAAGAUAGCGCCAAUAGUUCUUUAGUGGCCACGGUGACUGCCACGGACCUGGACGAGGGCUCCAACAAGGAGAUAACUUACUCUUUAGCUCAAAACCCAGAAACAAUUCUCCAGACGUUUCAGAUUGACCCUCAAACUGGAGAGGUUCGGCUACGAGGGCCCCUAGACUUUGAAACUAUUGAAACAUAUGAUAUUGACAUUCAAGCCACUGACGGAGGAGGCCUCUCGGCCCACAGCAAAGUCCUGGUGGAAGUGAUAGAUGUGAAUGACAAUCCUCCUGAAGUGACGGUCUCCUCUGUGUCCAGCCCUCUCCCUGAGGACUCCCCACGGCAGACUGUAGUGGCCCUGUUCUCUAUCCGAGACCGGGACAUUCGAGUGGGAGGAAAAAUCACCUGCUUCCUCAAAGAAGACCUUCCCUUUGCAGUCAAACCUACCUUCCGGAAUUCGUACUCGCUGGUCACUGAUAGAGGCUUGGAUCGCGAGGAAGUCUCAGGCUACAAUAUCACCCUUGUUGCCAUGGAUACCGGGCCACCCAAUCUGUCCACGGAGACUUUGAUAGAGGUACUAAUAUCUGACAUUAACGACAACCCCCCAAUAUUUCUAAAAGACUCCUACAUCUUGACUGUUCAUGAAAACAACAGCCCUGCAGUUUUUAUUGGCAAAGUCCAUGCUGAAGAUUUAGAUCUGGGUGAGAAUGCCCAAGUAACGUAUUCUCUGCUGCCUCCAGAAAGUGGAGAUCUAUCAGUCUUUGCUUAUAUCUCCAUAAAUUCAGACAAUGGGAAGCUCUAUGCACUGAGAACCAUGGAUUAUGAAGCCAUUCAGAAUUUUCAGUUUAUGGUAAAGGCAACAGAUGGAGGCUUCCUGUCACUGAGUAGCCAGGUUACUGUCAGAGUAGUCGUCCUGGAUGACAAUGACAACCGCCCAAUGAUCUUGUACCCACUGCAGAAUGGCACACUGCCCUGCAAUGACCUGGUGCCCAGGUCUGCAGAGGCCGGCUAUCUGGUAACCAAGGUGGUGGCUGUGGAUGGUGACUCAGGUCAGAAUUCUUGGCUUUCAUAUCAUCUGCUUAAGGCCACCGACCCUGGGUUAUUCUCUGUUCAACAACAAAAUGGGGAAAUUCAUACCUCACGGCAGAUAUCUGAGAGAGACCCCAUGAUACAGAGACUGACCAUUCUUGUCCAGGAUCAUGGACAACCAGCUCUUUCCACUACUGCCUCCCUCAACAUCCUGGUGGUAGAUGGCUUUUCUGAGCCCUACCUGCAGUUCCGGGAUCCAGCCAAGCAUCCCGCAGGGGUAAAUCCUUCCACUAAGUAUUUGGUCAUUUCUCUGGCUGUGCUUUCCUUUCUCUUUCUCCUCUCUGUCACGGUGAUCUUCAUUAUACACAUCUGCCAGAAGAUCAAAUACAGAGAAAAGUUCACAGUUCAAGAGCAUUUCUAUGAUGACUGUAAUUUCCCUAACGACCUGGUACAAGGAGGAGCUAAUGGACCUUUAUCCCAGCCUUGCCCCUAUGAACUGUGCUCAGCCACUGGCACCAGCAGUAGUGAGUUCCGGUUCCUUAAGCGCUUUAUGCCCAACUUCCCCUUUCCCCAUGGCACUGGAGAGGUAAAAACAGAGGCUGGCUCCAGUUUACCACCAGAUUCUGAUAGGAAUAGGUCCCGGGGGUCUGAGGGCCAUGCCCGAGUACCUGAUGACUAUAUGUAGCUCAUGUUCUUGAGCUACAUGUAGAUAUUAUUCAUGUCUCCCCAGGAAGUUCAUUGGUCCUGUCCCUGGAAGUGCUUAUUAGUUCCAUAGAGAUAUCCUGUUAUUUUGACUUUAAAUGAUAUUUUCCAGGAGAACAUGUUACGCAUGCAUAGGGAAGAGAACUAGCUUCCAAUUUUGAUGUAUCAGGAAUCGACUGGGUUUGAGAGGAAGAAUGUAGUUUAUCAUUAUUCAGAAGUUUCUAGGUUUUUGUCCCUUCAUGAGUAGAGGUCAUCUUUGAGUCAACAUCUUAUAUGCCAUCAUUCAUAAUCAUGCAAAUGCCUGGUGAAUGGUGGUCCUCAUAGAUAAUCAGUUAAGAUGAAGGGUAAAGAAAAAAAAGGAUUUGACUUAUAUGCAAAUACCAAUUAGGACACAUAUACGGCUAAAGAGAUUCAGUUCAAGAAUAUACUCCAGUUGUUAGAUGUAGGUUUCUUAAUGGCUGUUUGAGGCAUUUUUGAGUGGUCUCAAAUCUCUCUUUAUACACUUUGCGCUUUAUGCCCAACUUCCCCUUUCCCCAUGUCUAUCCUAUUCCAUAUCAGAGAGCAGUUAUUUGAAUGUGUGCAAUGAAAGGUGGAUAAGGAAAAAAUAAGUGAGGCUUGUUGUAGUUAACAAGUGCUAUUGAUUAACUACAAAAUAAAAAGAUAUUAAAGUAAAAAGCUCAUCACAACCAAUUCAAUAGCCUUAAAAAAAAAAAAAGAUACAUCUUCAGGUACUACCAGACUUGAUUUAAAGCCAUUUUGUCCUCUGAGCAUUCUGAAGUAAUGACAUGGAAACUGAGAAAAAGAAGUAUUUCCUAACAAAUUAUUCACAAAAUAAAAUGGAGUAGGGGAACAAGUUUGGCUUCUUUUUGAUCAUCACUCUCUGCCUUCAUAA